Molecule: messenger RNA, 534 nt
Organism: Stomoxys calcitrans (stable fly)
Lineage: Eukaryota; Metazoa; Arthropoda; Insecta; Diptera; Muscidae
Product: mitochondrial import inner membrane translocase subunit Tim16-like
Exons: 1
Coding region: 35-448 (137 amino acids)
Biological process (GO): protein import into mitochondrial matrix
Cellular component (GO): TIM23 mitochondrial import inner membrane translocase complex
Source: RefSeq, a predicted model, not a curated record
UAAAUAUUGGUAAAUUGCUGUAGUUGUAACAAAUAUGGCAAAAUAUUUGGCGCAAAUCAUUGUUUUGGGUACACAGGCGAUUGGACGUGCCUUUGCCAAGGCAUUGAAACAAGAAAUUGCAGCCUCUCAAGAGGCUGCACGCCGAGCCGGUGGUGGCCGUCAGGGUGAGAAAAGGGCAGAGGCCAAUGCCCGAUCAGGCAUGACUUUGGAAGAAGCUAAACAAAUAUUGAAUGUCGAUGAUUUAAAGAAUUUGGAAGACGUCAACAAAAAGUACCAACAUUUGUUCGAUGUCAAUGAUAAAGCAAAAGGUGGUUCCUUUUAUCUGCAAUCCAAGGUAUUCCGCGCCAAAGAACGUAUCGAUGAUGAACUCAAAGAGGCUUUGAAAUCCGCAAAAACAUCAACGUCAGCGACAGAGGAUGCAACAGGGCCGGGUGACAAGCAACGAUGAUGAGUUAAGUCUGUGGUUGGGGUGACGGUUUAGACAUUUAUAGAUGACUAGUAGAUGAACGUUUAAAAUACGCUUUAGUUUUAUAA